UUCAUAUAUUGACAUUUACUGCGUUGGGUAAACGUUAGCUCAGCGAGUAUACAUUAAGGUUUCGGGCCAUGUUUGUAUUUCACUGGUGUUACCCACCCAGCACACAUAUUUCGUGGAGUUAAACUCUUUUAAUUGUAUGGAGGUUGAACCUAACGUCAUCGUGAACCUGUUGACGCAUCUUCCCUAUUUGUCGACACAAUGUGAAUAACAUUUAUGAAAAUGUGAAUAACAUGUAUGAAUAUAUUUCACGCGACCAAAAGUAUUUGUGCAAUACAGUUACAAGCGAUAGCGUGUGAAAAUGAAGUACAAGACAGGAAGCAGUGUUUGCACGGAUAGCGGUGAUGAUAAUAGGCGCGAGUGGAAUUUCGCCACUCUGCACGAUUUGCACGUGCGCGCCAACUCUGUUCUCAGACAGGCCAUGCUCAAUGAGCGCUACAAACGUUGGCGGAAGGUGGUGGAUCUGUACAAUGAACUGCUCUGGCUGAUAGACCUUGCCCAUUUCCCGGAGGACUACGAACCGCCCUCCAGCUACUCCAUGCUGCUCUACGAGUUACACUACCAUCUCGGUGUGGCUUAUCAGCAUCUAGGUAACCAUGGUAACGCGGUGAAAGAAUACAGCAAAACCAUAGAAGUCGUUUCUAUAUCAAAGAACGGAUGCCUGGCUGGCUGCCUCACCAACUCCUGCCUCAUGACACCCAUCUACACACGCCGGGCAUUUGCGCACGCGAAACUAGGUUCCUACAAGCUAUCUCUGAAGGACGCAGAGAAGGCGGUGGUUUUAGACAGUCAGUCACCAGACGUGUACUGUAUACGGGCCCUCGUAAGAAGUACUUUUGACGAUGAAAUAUUGGGUCUACGUGACCUCGAGACGGCGUUACGUCUGGACUCGGACCACGUUUGUGCCGUCAUGCUAAAGGCUUCCUUUACCAAACCACUCUUCGCCGACGAGAACAAAAUGUCCGCGUACGAGAAACUCAGGGCGAAGGCGGUGCGAUUGUGCCAGGAGGCGGAGACUUAUCUUACCUGUAACAGCUUCACCCACUCAUGUAUUCUCGAGUUCUACGACAAGUAUGUAUCAAGGUUCCUGUUUCCCCUGAGUGUGCCUCACACUAUCACUCGUAUAGACCUGCGACCCGAGAAACCCAGCCGCAAACAGCUUGAAAGCAGUGUGCAAUCCGCGAAGAAUAAUUCUCCGCAAGAAAACGGAGGGGAUGAAUUAGAAUCCAAACCGGAGAUCUUCCGGUGCGGGACUAUAAGCAACAUGGUGAACAACCGGAUGUCGCUACAGCGGCGCACCGACUACGGAAACGCCAUCCGGAAGCACAUGGCUCGACCGAAAACAGCGAAGCAAUUCUUUGAUGAGUUGGAGAAACAACGGCGGAAAGACAUCCAGAGCCGUCGAGCCCAGUCCGCCAUCGUGAGACCCGGGCAGCGCUUCGCCCGACCCCUAGCGGACAGCUCUGCACCUGACUCCCGUGAGGCCACUCGACCACCGACCGGAGGUCCCGUCCAGAUGCGUGUGUUAAACUCCACCCCGUUUUUCUCUGAUCCCUGCACUCGACCCUUCACAGCUCCCGCUCGGAACCGCCCGCCACUUGAAUCUCCUGUCCGGCCAACUCCUGAUAAACUCGCUCAAGGCGACUUUCGCGAAACGCUCGACUCUUCGGAUUGCCGACAGCCGCGGGUGAAGGCUCAGAGUGCCGACCAGCACCGCGUGCGGCCAUCGGCACGGAAAACCAUCGUCAUAGAGACACCGGCUAACUACUCCAUACCGAUAUUUCAAUCAACCAACAUCAAGAAUGCACCAAGGAUGUACUACAGGCCAUGGAGCGGGGACAAGUUGCCGGUGUCUGAAAGGCCCGUCAUCAAAUUCGCACCUAAGUUCUACUGAAAAAGCUGCAGUUGGCGUCCCAAUGGCAUUCACAUGGUAUCAAUGACCGACUUCAUCGCGGAGACUCAGAAACCACAACCGACUCCCUCAGGCGAAUGACUACCGCCGAGAUGCCGUACAUCCAUCGCGAACAUCUGUUUCUUCAGCGCCUAAGGCUGCAUUAUUUGAAGAUCCUGAAUGUGCCCCAGCUACAUAAUUUGCCAACUAGACUCACGAACGUUGGCACAAUUUUUCAAAUUAUAGAUUAGAUUUCCAGCUACAUGUAUUUAGUUGCUACUGAAAGAUUUUUAAUUUGGAUGUGGUUCCGCAUUAUUGAGGGAAACCUGUCCGGUAUGGAGGCCACAAACCAAACUCACAUGAUUCCGGGAACGGAGAUUGAAUUCGUGUCGCCUAGUAGAGAAGCGCGUGCUCUAACCGUUAUGCUGACCGGGCAGCCGCGCGGUCACAGGUCCCACCAGUGAUGAAUUGUAUAUUCUGGGGUUUUCUUUCAAUUCAGAAUUCGUGUGAUAAGUACACGCGUGUUGUUUGUUACAAGCAAGCGUCUUCAAUAUAAUGGAUUGCGUUGUUUUAUAUGAUUUUAUUUAAAUGUUCAUGAAGAAACGCUGAUGUUUGUAUUUUGUUUAAUUGUUAAAAUGCUCGUGUUCAUAUAUGUAUUAUUAUCAUUAUUAUUGCUAUUAUUAUAAUUAUGUUUUAUUAUUAUUGAUAAUUUAUUAUCAUGAUAUUUCCAUUUAAGAAGCAGACGACAGUGAUUCACAUACGAGUGUUAACCAGUCAUUAAUAGCACACAGGCAGACUUAUUGUCGACCAAUUGUUACACAUUGAUAAUAAAUACUGUAUAAAAUGUAAA
This is a messenger RNA of Dreissena polymorpha, 2738 nucleotides long. RefSeq lists its product as uncharacterized. The record is from RefSeq and is a predicted model, not a curated record. Gene Ontology annotation, molecular function: protein binding. Bases 299 to 1891 code for a protein of 530 amino acids. The transcript has 15 exons. NCBI's taxonomy places the organism in Eukaryota, Metazoa, Mollusca, Bivalvia, Myida, Dreissenidae.